Messenger RNA from Pectinophora gossypiella (pink bollworm), 1497 nucleotides. It is a transcript of the gene MRG15, whose product is annotated as mortality factor 4-like protein 1. Gene Ontology annotation, cellular component: NuA4 histone acetyltransferase complex; nucleus. Lineage: Eukaryota; Metazoa; Arthropoda; Insecta; Lepidoptera; Gelechiidae. The transcript has 6 exons. Gene Ontology annotation, biological process: chromatin organization; regulation of DNA-templated transcription. The record is from RefSeq and is a predicted model, not a curated record. Bases 39 to 1046 code for a protein of 335 amino acids.
ACGGCGACAGACGUCAGACGCCGAACAAAAUAAAAAAAAUGGCUCCGCCGAAGCCGAAGUUUGCUGAAGGUGAGAAAGUGUUAUGUUUUCACGGGCCACUUAUUUACGAAGCAAAAUGCUUAAAAAGUUCCGUUACAAAGGAUAAGCACGUGCGAUACUUUAUACAUUAUGCUGGAUGGAACAAGAAUUGGGAUGAGUGGGUUCCUGAGAGCCGAGUGCUCAAGUACAAUGAAACCAAUGUUCAGCGGCAAAAGGAGGUGCAAAAGACUCACUCAGCACAGCCUACCAAGACUAAGAAGACUCCAGCUAAAGGCCGCAAGUCGGAGGCAGCAGCAGCAGCCACCACCCCUGCCAGGGAGGAAUCCAGGGCUUCCACUCCAGCUGGUAAAGAACCAGAGCCAGCUGCUCCGGCUAAAGCCAGCAAAACACAGAGCAAGGAUGCUCCAGCUGACUCAGGAUCUGAUCAACCCAAGAAAAAGCGCGGUCGUUUGGACUUAUCUAUCGAAUCUGAAGAGCAGUACUUAUCAAAGGUAGAAGUGAAGAUCAAAAUCCCCGAGGAACUGAAGGUGUGGCUAGUUGACGACUGGGAUGUCAUUACAAGGCAACAGAAACUAGCCAUUUUACCUGCCAAGCUGACCGUGGAACAGAUUGUAGAUAACUAUUUGGCUUUCAAGAAGUCCAGCAAAGCACACACGCAAGCUAAAGAAACUGUGUUACUAGACAUAACUGAAGGCAUUAAGGAAUACUUCAAUGCUACUUUAGGAUCACAAUUGUUGUACAAGUUCGAGAGGCCGCAGUAUAGCGAGAUUUUACAAGAGUAUCCCGACACGCCAAUGUCUCAAAUCUAUGGCUCUAUACAUUUACUAAGAUUGUUCGCGAAAAUGGGGCCGAUGUUAGCUUAUACGGCCCUAGAUGAGAAAUCUCUACAGCAUGUGCUGACACAUAUACAAGACUUUUUGAAAUAUAUGGUGACGAACAGAUCGACACUGUUUAAUCUCCAGGAUUACGGUAAUGCUACUCCGGAGUAUCACAGAAAGAUUCAGUAGCAUUCGCUUAAAGGUAGCCCUCGGAUUUGGACUACUUAGUUCCGCUAUACUCAGCGUGAGGCCCUCCGACACACCCCAGACAUUUCAUACAAAACAGCUUGUUGUACACAGACACUACACAUUGACGUUACGUCGCCCAUACGAUUGCAGACUAAAGUAAGACCGAGGGGGUGAGGUAAACCUAGCUCAGCCGCUGGUGGGGAGUGCAGAGUUUCCGUUCUAUACGUAGUAUUAUUCCAUAUUCUAUGCCGCCGAGCACAAUAGUUCUAUAAAUUGUCUGCAAUAAAUCAGUGUGAUUAAAAAUUUAAAACCUAAUGUGGCCCACAUACAAAAAAGUGUGAGUAUAGCUGACAUACCUAGUUGUUAAGUUUAUUUUUAAUAAUGAGUUGUUAUUUUAAAACCGGCGUGUGCUUUUAGUAAAUGACUGCAACAUUAAAUUAAGUUUAAUUUC